Molecule: messenger RNA, 693 nt
Organism: Selaginella moellendorffii
Lineage: Eukaryota; Viridiplantae; Streptophyta; Lycopodiopsida; Selaginellales; Selaginellaceae
Product: histone deacetylase complex subunit SAP18
Exons: 6
Coding region: 56-502 (148 amino acids)
Biological process (GO): negative regulation of DNA-templated transcription
Cellular component (GO): nucleus
Molecular function (GO): transcription factor binding; transcription corepressor activity
Source: RefSeq, a predicted model, not a curated record
CCCUAGUUUGGUUUUAGGGUUCUUGAUUCUUUGUUUGCAGGGAGAGCGAGGAGCGAUGGCGGCAGCGAUUGCGCCAGCUGAAGUGCCGAGGCCGCCACGAAUGCCGCAUGCCGGGCGAGCACUGCCGCGCUUGACUGUCGACCGUGAAAAGACAUGCCCGCUCUUGCUCAGGGUCUUCACAAAGCUUGGUGAGCAUCACAGUGUGGAAGAUUUUGCAGUGCGAGGGAAAGAGCCCAAGGAGGAAGUCCAAAUCUAUACCUGGAAGGACGCUACUCUCCGGGAGCUCACAGAGCUGGUGAAAGAGGUUGCUCCGGCUGCGCGAAAGCGAGACGCGAAACUAUCUUUUGCGUUUGUCUACCCUGAUCGCAGGGGCCGAAACAUUGUCCGAACGGUCGGAACGACAGUCGCAAGCCAUCCAAUGAGGCGAGGCCACGAGGAUGACAAGAUGCUCCAGGAUCUCGGGUUUCAGAUUGGAGAUUUCCUAGACGUAGCGAUUCUUUGAGCGAGUUGGCUUUGUACGAUAUCUCAGCAGCUUGACAGAAGAGGUAUCCAAGUUGAUAUUUCAUUUUAGAAGGAGCUUGCGUUUGUUGUGCUGCCGGCUGAGCGAUUAUCUCUUUCUUUUGUCUCUUGUCUCUCAUCCCUUCUUCUCGUGGCAUUGUGGAAUUUAUCGCCAGUGACAGCGACUCUGAGGAA